AUGUCAAGUGUUUCUGCCACAUGUCGGAUGAAUGAUUAUUCCCAUAGAUUCUCACCCAAAAUCAAUGAUAACGUUAUACUGAGCUCAGGAGAAGAAUGUUGUUUAAAGCUAGAUGUUGAUGAUAUCAUGCAAAGUUGGGAGUUGUUAUUGAAAGUUGCAAGAGAAGAAACUCAAUAUUCGAAUGCCAAAUCACCAACUAUUCAAAUUGUUGAAAUCAAAGAUGAAAGGUCUUUGGAAGGUUCUAUGAACAAUAUGUUAUGUGAUCCAACAACAUUCAAUACAAACUUGACUGCAUCAUACAAUUUAGAUUCGAAUAAUGUUCAACCAUUGGCCGGGACCAACCCUGUAGGUGAAAGAGCUAAAUACAAAAAAAUAGGCAAGAAGAGAAAAUCCUCUUCAUGCUCCAUAUCAUCCAGUAAUUCCACAACGAGCAGUUGUUAUAUUUCCAAUCAGGAACAUUUAACAAGAAGACGAAAGUAUAAGAAGAGAAAGAAUGCAGCUCCCUCAAAUCCUGCUCAAUCAAUGAUGGAGUUUCACUUUCCAGUUUGGACUUUUCAUGUUGAAUAA
Naegleria gruberi is the source of this 567-nucleotide messenger RNA. RefSeq lists its product as uncharacterized. The transcript has a single exon. Lineage: Eukaryota; Heterolobosea; Eutetramitea; Acrasida; Naegleriidae. Bases 1 to 567 code for a protein of 188 amino acids. The record is from RefSeq and is a predicted model, not a curated record.